GCCCAACAACAAGGCCCUUACCAUGUCCACGAGCGGCAUCAGCUCGUCCGGCACGGCAGGUGCACAGAACGGGCCGCAGAACACCGUCGACGGAAACCCCAACACCUACUGGAGCCCGCAAGGUCUCCCGAUGAACCACAAUAACUGGUGGAUCAUCUUCGACUUCCAGCGGGUCUACACCCUGUCCGCCAUCCGGGUCACCAACUACGGGGACACCACGCAUGACGUCACUGCCUUCAAGCUGGAGACGUCUGCCGACAAGGUGACGUGGCAGCCCGUGUACUCCACCUCGGGCGUCCGGCCGGGCACGAACCAGCCGCAGAUGUUCGGGGGGUUCUCCGGGACCGGCCGAUACUGGCGCUUCACGGUAACCAGGACCGCGUCAGGGAACCAGCCCUACCUCGUCGGCCUCAUGUUCUACACGAUCAUACGACGUCAAGAACAGACGCAUUUCAAGGUGGUCGGCAUGUUGAAGACGGUGGCAGAAGCGAAGGAGUACUGCAAGACGGACCAGAACGGCCACCUAGCGGACGUCAGGAGUAAGGCACUGCUCGACUUCCUGAUGACGACCAUCAAUGACAUCGGGAAAACCAAGAACUACUGGAUGGGGCUGCACGACGCCACGGGCGAGGGCGGCUGGGAAUGGGCGGACGGAGCUCCCCUGUCGAGCUGCAGCUACAAGAACUGGGCACCCGGGGAGCCCAGCAACAUCGGCGAGCACUCGUGUGUGCAGCUGUGGGCGGCAAAGGGCUUCCAGUGGGACACCGACGACUGCGGGGAGAAGAAGUUCUUCAUCUGCCAGAAAGGACCCGGAGAUACGAGCGCCUGCAGAGGCCAAUAUGGUCGAGAAGUCGAAGCGGAUGUCGGCCUGGAAGACGCAAUGGAAGAAGUGAUGCGUGAGGAGGAGCCGGAAGUGGAGGAUGGUCAGGCUGAUGACAUCUCGCGAGACAUGAGCGUGAGUUGGGAGGAGCAGGAGGCAGAUGACGUCAUCGCACGUGAGGUUGGCGACACUCCUGAUGACGUCAUCGAGCCCGGGGAGGAGGCUGGGUCGGAGGUCGAGGAAGACAUCGAAGAAAUCGAAGAGAUCCUUGAAGAGUUGAGGGAGGUUGAAGACGAGCAGAAUUUCGACUUCGAGCCAGAUGAUUAUGAGUAACGCUUUGCGUGACUAUGGGCGACCGUAGUUUUUUUUUCUUAAUUUUUGGCUGUUUUAAAAUAAGGUGCUUUAACGGGAUGCGGCUCUAGCUAAAGCUAAGUAUACAAACAUACAACGGAAUACAUCAAAAGUAAAGCAGUUAGGGAGUUAAGAUCAGGUGUAUACAUUAAAUUAGCUCUAAAUGCAUCUUACUUUUUUCUUUAUCACACACAUUUCUAUCGUCAUAUCACUGUAGCGUAAAACGCAUCCGUCACGAACAUGAUGUGUUUUUUUCUGUCAAUCAUAGAAUGACCAGUUCUCAUGGCAUAGUCUCUUGUUUCUUUUUCUUCAUUAUCUUCAGAUUUAAGCUUGUAACAGAAAGGUGAUUAAAAAAGGUUGAAGUGAACAAG
Molecule: messenger RNA, 1542 nt
Organism: Branchiostoma floridae (Florida lancelet)
Lineage: Eukaryota; Metazoa; Chordata; Leptocardii; Amphioxiformes; Branchiostomatidae
Product: C-type mannose receptor 2-like
Exons: 5
Coding region: 23-1153 (376 amino acids)
Source: RefSeq, a predicted model, not a curated record